UUAAAAUGGAAAUUCCUGAAAGCAUUCCCAAAGAAGCUGAAGAUACCACAAGUUCAGACGAGAGAAAUACAUCGCCGAUCCGCUGUAAAAGGAAGCACUUAUUCACAACAUGGAUUCACCGCUCCACGCCGUACGUCCUUCAAGAGCUAACGUUUACAGCUUGGCAGUCUUAUAGCUUUUUAUUCUUUCGUCUUGUCGUGGGAAUGAAUGCAAGUGGUUUUGGGUGGAUUUAUUUGGUGUCUCAGUUAACUAAAGUCGUUGUAUUAUCCAACGGUUGUAGUCAAAGAUCAACUGCAUCGACUUCAGGAGCUGCACGCAAAUGUACCCUCAGAUGUUGCAGAGGUUUAAAAAAUGCAACUCAUAUUUUAGCAUCGAUUGGAAUCUUAUUUUUCUGGCCUCUUAUUUUCGCUCCUUGCUUGACGUGUUCCGAAGAUGUUUCCGAAACUUUCGUGAUUUUUGCAUACGGCUUUCCCAUUUUAGUCUUCUCUUGUUGUUGGGCUGCUCUGGAACUUACGAAAAAUUCUCCGAACUUCGACUUCUCAUUGCGUUCAGAAUUGCAGAGUCCAGAGAAACGCUUUAUGAGCUUGCUGCGAAGCUUCACCCACAAAUCAACGCUGGGGCUGCUACUUCAUUUAGUGACGUGGAUUGUUUUAACCAAUGGCAAAGGAGAACACAUUUCACCUGCAAGUCAAGGCGCAUUUGCGAACCAGACAUUGUUUAUUCUCAUUGUCGGAUUUUGUGCCACUGUUUUAUACUACAUUACGUCGUACAAAACAUCAAAAAGGAUUCGCAAAGAAAGUGAUAAAAACAACGAAGUGGAACAGAGAGAAAAUCAUGCAGAAGAAAGUCGCCCCACUUCAACAUCAGCUCAAUCAAGCAUCGAUCAAGAUCGUGUUGGGCAAUGGAAACUGCAUUUCCAAGACAUGAACUAUAUGCGGUCAGUGUUUGUGUAUAUUCUGAGCUCUAAUGCGUCCGUUGUGACGAUGCUUCUUCUGCCAGUCUACCUGAUCGAGUCUAUACACUGCAACAAGCUCGCCGUGGCUUACUUUUCAGCCGUAGUGUUUGGUGGAUGGUCGCUUGCUCUCGUUAUUCUGGAAAAACUUCUAUCGAUAUUUGGCUGCAAGGUUCUGUUUUGCGCAUCAUCAAUCAUGAUGUUUGGUUCCAGUGUCUGGUUCUACACCCAGUCCUCUAGCUUAAACUACCUUCUCUACUUCCCUGCACUGACCUUUGGCUACAGCGCAUGCGUCAUGAUGAUCACAUCACAGACCAUGUUCUUUACGUCAUCUAGCUACCCCAGCUUGUAUUUGAUUGGUGCAGACGACUUCACAAAGACAUUGAAUGAGGUGUUCAAUGGGUUUGUGGUGUUCGCCAUCAUGCAAACGUUUCCACAAGGACAUCGAAGCCAGUCGUCACAAGAAUCUGGAGAAUUUCUACGCCUUGUCAUCUUUCUCGUUCCCGCCAUCCAGUCAGCAGUUAGUUUUGUCCAGGUCUUCUUCUACGCGCACAUACCAAACGAAAACUGCCAAAAGAUUCAGUAUAACAAGACACUACAACAGAGACUGGCUCUUCAAGAUAGUUCUCGUAAUGUUGUUAUCAAGCCGGAAGACUUGGAGAUACUUGAGGACCUGCCAUCUACUAAGCUUUAAUACCAAGGUUUUUUCAUUAUUCAAAACGUUUUUGCUGUAAUUCUCUCUAACAUCCCAGUCUGUCCCUUAUCUGUCUAUCUGUCUGUGUUUAUCUUCUGUUCAGUCGCUAAUCGGUCGAGCAAUCGCCGGUCGAGCAAUCGGUCGGUCUGUGGGUUGAUCAGUCACACAAUUGACACAAUCUAACACUGUUGUUUCAUUACCUUUCUCGAUACUGAGUAUAUUAGAAAUGACUAGUUGUUUUAAAUACAUCACUGCGUUGUA
This is a messenger RNA of Actinia tenebrosa (Australian red waratah sea anemone), 1907 nucleotides long. RefSeq lists its product as uncharacterized. The record is from RefSeq and is a predicted model, not a curated record. Gene Ontology annotation, biological process: carbohydrate transport. Lineage: Eukaryota; Metazoa; Cnidaria; Anthozoa; Actiniaria; Actiniidae. Gene Ontology annotation, molecular function: symporter activity. Gene Ontology annotation, cellular component: plasma membrane.